AUGGCGGCGGAGCUGCGCCUGGAUAUGAGGACUGAUGGAUACGUGCGCGUCCGCGACCUGCUCAAGCUCAACCUCCAGACCUUCGCCAAGGUUCCUCUCAAGUCUCACACCGUGGACGAGAUCAGGGAGGCAGUCAGGCGGGAUAACAAGCAGAGGUUUAGUCUGUUGGAGGAAGAAGGCGAGCUGUUGAUCCGGGCGAACCAGGGGCACACAGUAACAACUGUUACUUCAGAGAGCCUGCUGAAGCCCAUUUUGUCCCCUGAUGAAGUGUCAGUUUGUGUGCAUGGAACUUACAGAAAAACUCUUGACUUGAUUUUGGAAUCUGGGCUAAAGCGUAUGGCAAGGUUACAUGUACAUUUCUCAAGUGGCUUACCAUUAGACGGAGGAGUAAUUAGUGGUAUACGGCAGAAUGUGAACAUCUUGAUACAUCUGGACGUCAGUAAGGCACUUAAAGGACCUCUUGGUCAGGGUAUCGCCAAUGCAGUUGGAUUGGCACUCGCAGAGAAGCACCUGGCUGCCCGCUUCAACAAGCCCGACAAUGAAGUUGUCAACCACUGCACAUACGUUAUCCUGGGAGAUGGUUAUCAAAUGGAGGGUAUUUCCAGUGAAGCUUGCUCGUUGGCUGGACACUGGGGUCUUGGCAAGCUCGUUGCUUUCUAUGAUGGCAACCACAUAUCCGUUGAUGGAGAUACAGAGACAGCAUUCACAGAAGAUGUGAGCGCACGCUUUGAGGCCUAUGGGUGGCACACACUCUGGGCUAAGAAUGGAAACACUGGCUAUGAUGACAUCCGUGAAGCCAUUAAGGAAGCGAAGGCAGUAACUGACAAGCCUACAUUAACCAAAGUGGCCACAACAAUCGGUUAUGGAUCGCCCAAAAAGGCCAACUCAUACAGUGUGCACGGAGGUGCAUUGGGCACCAAAGAGGUCGAAGCAACCCGGCAGAAUCUUGGAUGGCCCUAUGAGCCAUUCUGUGUGCCUGAGGAUGUCAAGAGCCACUGGAGCCGCCAUGUGCCCCGAGGUACUGCACUUGAGAAAUACACUGCAGAGUGCACAGAAGCUUCGACCAGGAACCUCUCUCAGCAGUGCUUGAAUGAACUUCCUAAAGUACUGCCUGGUUUUCUUGGAGGCAGUGCUGAUGUUGCAUCUUCCAGCAUGACGCUGCUCAAGAUGUUUGACAACUUCCAGAAGCAUACGCCCGAGGAGCGCAACGUCUGCUUCGGAGUGAGGGAGCAUGGCAUGGGCGGCGUUUGCAACGGCAUUGCUCUGCACAGCCCAGGUCUCGUUCCAUACUGUUCAACCUAUCUCGCUUUCUCUGAUUACAUGAGAGCUGCCAUGAGAGUCUCAGCCUUGUCUGAAGCUGGAGUUAUCUAUGUUAUGACCCACGACUGCAUCGGUGUCGGAGAGAAUGGCCCAACCCAUAAGCCCAUCGAGCAUCUGAUGAGCUUCCUAACGAUGCCCAACAUGUUGGUGCUCCGUCCUGCGGAUGGCAAUGAGACUGCUGGAGCGUACAGAGUCGCGGUUCUUAACUGGAAGAGGCCAUCUGUUCUUGCUCUCUCCAGGCAAAACCUUUCCCAGCUGCCUGGUACCUCGAUCGAGGGUGUUGAGAUGGGUGGGUACAUCAUCUCUGACAACUCAAGUGGCAACAGGCCAGACCUUAUUGUGUUGGGUACCGGUUCUGAGCUGGAGAUCGCUGCGAAAGCUGCAGAUGAGUUGAGGAAGGAGGGGAAAACUGUCCGUGUCGUGUCGCUUGUCUGCUGGGAACUCUUUGAGGAGCAGUCAGAUGAGUACAAGGAGAGUGUUCUCCCAGAAUCUGUCACCACAGUCCACAAGGAUCAGUGUCGAAGCAGGGUGUUCUCUUGGAUGGCAGAAGUACGUGGGCCCCAAGGGCAAGAUCAUUGCGAUCGACAAGUUCGGUGCGAGUGCUCCUGCUGGAAAGAUCUACAAGGGGUAUGGCAUCACUGUGGAGAGCGUCAUUGCGGCAGCCAGGAGCCUCUAAGAGUGCACUGUCAUUUCUUUCUUAUGUGGUCGUUCUGUGGUCGUCGGGCUUGUUAA
Molecule: messenger RNA, 2052 nt
Organism: Miscanthus lutarioriparius
Lineage: Eukaryota; Viridiplantae; Streptophyta; Magnoliopsida; Poales; Poaceae
Source: the annotation of a GenBank genome assembly